Messenger RNA from Vigna angularis (adzuki bean), 2468 nucleotides. Its product is annotated as DEAD-box ATP-dependent RNA helicase 53, mitochondrial. NCBI's taxonomy places the organism in Eukaryota, Viridiplantae, Streptophyta, Magnoliopsida, Fabales, Fabaceae. The coding region runs from base 106 to 1896 and encodes 596 amino acids. The transcript has 7 exons. The record is from RefSeq and is a predicted model, not a curated record. Gene Ontology annotation, molecular function: nucleic acid binding; ATP binding.
UCUCAACAUCUUUCAGGGUUUAUCACAGUCGCAUUCUCAAAACCUUUCUCAAUCGGAAGAACAAAACCCUAAACCUCAAUAUCUUCACCAGUCAGUGUCAUCAACAUGGCGAGUUUGAUCCUCAGAAGAUCCUCCUCUGUAAUCUCGCGCCGCUUCUUCGCCACUCUCGCCACCGUCGAAUCGCUUCCGCGCCACAGCGGGCUCGCAGCUGUCCGGCACGGUAGCUCCAACGACGGAGUUGGAAUCAGAUCCUUGCAUGCGAUAUCCGGACCGUUGAACUUCCGCUCGUCGCCGGUUUCUUGCACGGCGCAGCUCGCCGUGGAACGCGACUACUCCAACGAAGAGGUAGGUUCCGGCACGAACUGCGACGAAGGACUCGAGAUCGCGAAGCUCGGGAUCUCGACGGAGAUCGUGGAUGCCUUGGCCAAGAAAGGGAUCGCAAAGCUGUUUCCUAUCCAGAGAGCUGUGCUGGAACCUGCAAUGCAGGGACGUGAUAUGAUUGGUCGAGCUAGGACAGGAACUGGGAAAACUCUUGCAUUUGGGAUACCCAUCUUAGACAGGAUUAUUCAGCUAAAUGCUAAGCAUGGGCGAGGAAAAGAUCCUUUGGCUAUGGUUUUGGCUCCUACUAGAGAACUUGCACGGCAGGUUGAGAAGGAAUUCAAUGAGGCUGCACCUAACCUGGACACGAUCUGUCUUUAUGGGGGUAUGCCCAUCCAACAACAAAUGAGGCAGCUUAAUUAUGGUGUAGAUAUUGUAGUAGGCACACCUGGUCGAAUUAUUGAUCUUCUCAAUAGGAGGGCACUGAAUUUAAAGGAUGUGAAAUUUGUUGUUCUUGAUGAAGCUGAUCAGAUGCUUCAAGUAGGAUUUCAAGAAGCUGUGGAGAACAUCUUGGAGAAUUUGUCUCCAAAUCGUCAGACUCUUAUGUUCUCAGCAACAAUGCCAUCUUGGAUAAAGAGUAUUACCCGCAAUUACCUAAACAACCCCCUUACCAUUGAUCUCGUUGGAGAUUCUGAUCAGAAGUUGGCAGAUGGAAUUUCACUGUACUCUAUUGCGUCUGAUGUGCGCACUAAAGCAGGGAUUCUUGCACCCCUGAUAACAGAACAUGCCAAUGGAGGAAAGUGUAUUGUUUUCACUCAAACCAAACGUGAUGCUGAUAGAUUAUCAUAUGUAAUGGCUAAAAGCCUUAAAUGUGAGGCUUUGCAUGGAGAUAUUUCACAAACUCAGAGGGAAAGAACUCUUGCUGGUUUCAGAAACAACCAUUUCAAUGUUUUAGUGGCAACCGAUGUUGCCUCACGGGGCCUUGAUGUUCCAAAUGUAGAUCUUGUGAUACAUUAUGAUCUUCCCAGUUCAUCAGAGAUAUUUGUUCACAGAUCUGGACGAACAGGCCGUGCUGGGAAGAAAGGAGCUGCCAUUCUUAUUUACUCAGAAGAUCAAUUCAGGACUGUAAAGACUAUUGAGCGUGAUGUUGGAAGCAAAUUUACUGAGCUAGCAAAGAUUAAUGUUCAGAGUGGAUCAGCAGACAUGUUUGGUGGAUGGAGUGGUGGUCGAUUUGGUUCUUCAGGAGGUAUGAGGGAUCGUCAAUCUGGAGGUACAGGUUUUGGUCGCAGUCCUGGAUUUGGCCGAUCUAGCUAUGGAAAUUCCAGUUCUGGCAGUUACAGUAACUCCGGGUUUGGCCGAUCUAGCCAUGGAAAUUCCAGUGAAACAGGAAGGUUUGGAGGACCAAAGUCUAGCCAUUUUGGCAGCCCUGGUUCAAGUCUAUCAGGAGGGGGUUUGGGUGGUAGCUUUGAUCGAUCCGGUGGAUUUGGUAGCUCAGAUCGAUCUGGUGGAUUUGGUAGCUCAAAUCGAUCUGGUGGUUUUGGAUGGGCUCAAUCUGGUGGUUUUGGUGAUAGGAAGUGAAGCCAGAAUAGCACAUGGCGUGGUUUCGGUGCUUUUGGGGAUAACCUAAAUAGUAAUAGUUACAAUAGAGGAAAGGCUUUUUAACUUCAUCAACUUGGUAAGUAGAGCCAUCUUCAUUUCUUGUUUAGUUUUUGCCUCUUGUAAAGUUAGUUUACUGUCUUUAUCUAAAUGUUAUCUUGUCAAUUUCCCCGUAUCUUAGAGAUGGAAAAUGUAAUAUGGAAUAAGAAUAAAUAAUACAUUCUAUUUUGGGAGGCAUUUCAGUAUUUUCUCUCGUGACUAGUCUUCAGGUAAAACUCAGCUCUAUUUAGUCCCUCCCGCCAUAGCAAAAACCUUUAUCAUCUCCAUGUUCCAGCUUCUGCCUAUCAUAGCGAAGGCCUUGGAAGUUUUGUAGCAGCUGCUCCAAUUUUGUGUAAUGCGUUCUUCAAAAUUCAUAAUGGUCAAAGAUAGAAAAUUUUCGAAACAGGUAGGUGUUCUCCUGUUUAUAUCAUCUCAAUGUUUUGAUACAAUGAAUUUCUCAUAUUAUAACUAUUGUAAUAUUAAUACAUUAAUAUAUUAUCAACAAUCAGUCAGCU